AUGGUACGAUAUUAUUUGAAAGAUAUUGAUGAACCGUUAGAAUAUGAUCCUUUUGCAAUGGAUACUGAAGAAAUAAAUCAAGAUGAUGAAGAAUCUGAAGUAGCUGUAUUCACAAGAGACACUUUAAUCAAAGAUGUUAGACACACUUUGGUUCCAAUUGAGUAUCCUGCAACUUCAGAUGAAGGAAUUGCAUAUGUGUACCAUGUGGAAAAUUCUAAAGCUGCAUUUCAUGAUGUAAAUUUUGAAUUGAUUAAACUUUUUUAUAAGGAAAAAAAAAUUAUUAGUUGA
Messenger RNA from Rhizophagus irregularis DAOM 181602=DAOM 197198, 288 nucleotides. RefSeq lists its product as uncharacterized. The record is from RefSeq and is a predicted model, not a curated record. Lineage: Eukaryota; Fungi; Glomeromycota; Glomeromycetes; Glomerales; Glomeraceae.